AUGCCGCCAAAGAAGGGUCGCGCGCAGGCGCAGAAGCCUACACCACGUCGCAGUAGCCGAAUCGCGUCUUCACGUGCCUCGUCCAAGGAGCCAGAAGCUCCACCACACGGUUUGUCUGCUCUCAGUUCUGUCCAAAUGCCUGCUCCUACGGCGCCGCAGCCAGUAACGCAAGAGGAAGGAUUUGAUAUCGACCGCGCAAUGAGAGUUAUAUUGUUGAACCGCGCGUACAUCCAACAGCUGACUGAGGCUCAAAAAGACGCCGCAAUCAACCGCUUCGUCGACCGCGAGGUCAACUAUCGCAACCAGAUCGAGGAACUCGAGCGCCGCGCCGAAGAAGCCGAAGAGGAACGCGACAAAGAAGCUGCAGCGGCAGCGAGGCUGAGAAAGAACAGUUUCCGGAUUCACCUGUUCAUGGAAGAGGUUCAAAAGAGGGAGAAGGCGAAGCAAGCAGAAAUCGCCAAAUCAGACGCAGAGCAGCAAACACCCGCUGCAGGACCACGCGCUGUCUCGAACACGCCAGCAGCCGAGGAACAGCCGGAAUCAGCAAUCAGCACUGCAAACAAGCCUCAGACAUUGGCUACCGCCUCCACAACACCACUAAUCGAGCCAUCCUUCAUAUCAUUUCCGCAGCAGGCAGUGACUCCCGUACCAUCAAAGUCCUUCUUGAGCCGUUUGGUCAGCAGCUUCCCGUCUCCUUUCACGUCGCUUAAGAAGAACGUGUCGCAGACGAGCUAUCCUGGCAUCCAGCCACAACAGUCACAAGCACGAGCCGCGCCAUCAACAGAGCGCCAGCCUCAAGAACCUCUCGGAGAGCUACCAGUGUCCCGUAAGCGUGCCGCUGAAGACGAAGAGCCUGUCACCGAGUCCGCACCGGGGAGCGCCGCAACAUCUGCAGAGGCCUCGAUCUCUACACCGCGGGCUUCAUCUACAAACAUGUCGAACAGCACGCCGCGCCGACCACAUACCGUCCAUGCGACUCGAACUCGCUUCACGGAUACACCAAUGACAGCCAUCUCAGAACAUUCUGAGAUUUCCGAUCCAUCUGAGCCAUCAGGCAACACGUUCUCUGUCCCAGAACCGACCCCGUCGCGGCGACACCCGAUGCCACGUCCUCGCGGCAUUGUGCAGGCUCGUCUUCAGGCACAAUUGCGAAACCAGUCGAAGACUCCAGGCCGCCCAUGGGCUGCGCCAACUCUGCCACGCGAGCCGAAUGCCGACGCUCGUUUGGAGAAGCUGUGGCGGUACCGUGACCUUGACAACCAGCUCAAAGCACUAAAGGAUGAUCCUGAGGUCAAGCAGAUGGUGUCGCGCCCAGUCAAGCGCAUGAAGAUCGAAGACUUGCCCUUCCUCCCACAUCACCGUCCCGGAGAGCCUUCCGGGACUUUCCGCGUUCCUGACGUGGACGCUGAUGGAGAAAUGGAAGUUGAUGAAGAUGAGUCCUUGUUCAACAUAUUCAAUCAAGAGCAAGAUAAGGAGAAGGGAAAGAACAUUGAGACUGAGAGCGAGAAGGACACGUUGCCGCCUGCUCCACGCGGUCCAACCCGCGCAGCUUCCGAGGCAGUUUCCACGGCAGCUCCUAUGGUAGCCUCUCCGGCAGCCUCGGCGGCAGUCUCAAUGGCAACUGCACCGGUCGCUCAGCCAGCGCCGCAGGCCGAGAAGGUCUCAGCGAUCGUUUACAAUUUCCCUGACGUGGGCACUAACAACCUUGCUGAUCGGGAUGCCUACCCUUACGAUGAGAUGUUAGGAGCCAAAUUCACCUACGGAUUCGAGACUUGGAAGGCUGCUGGCGUGUCCGCGGUCACCUGGUAG
Molecule: messenger RNA, 1809 nt
Organism: Lecanosticta acicola
Lineage: Eukaryota; Fungi; Ascomycota; Dothideomycetes; Mycosphaerellales; Mycosphaerellaceae
Source: the annotation of a GenBank genome assembly